AUGCUUGCAUGUAUAGCAGCCUCUAAUGGGAAAGCAUCAGGGCCUGUCAUAGUUGUGGACAACUACGACAGCUUCACAUACAAUCUUUGCCAGUACCUUGGAGACCUGGGAUGCGAACACAUCGUCUUGAAGAAUGAUGAGAAGACAGUGGAGGAGAUCCGGGAAAUGCAGCCUCGAGGCAUUCUUGUCUCACCAGGGCCAGGGCGGCCAGAGGAUUCUGGCAUCUCGCUGCAGAUAGUGCAGGAGCUGGGGCCAGAGCUGCCGGUGUUUGGAGUGUGUAUGGGCCACCAGUGCAUCGGCCAGGUGUUUGGCGGCAAUGUAGUGCGCGCUCCUGGGGGUGCCAUGCAUGGCAAGACUUCUCUGGUCUAUCACAACAAUACCAGCCUGCUUAAGGGCCUUCAAAACCCCUUCCAAGCAGCCAGGUAUCACAGCCUGGUCAUUGACAAGGACAGCUGCCCGGACGACCUGGAGGUGACUGCAUGGACUGAGGAUGGCGUCAUUAUGGGAGUCCAACACAAGCAGUUCCCUCACAUACAGGGCGUCCAGUUUCAUCCGGAGAGCGUGAUCACAUUUGAGGGGAAGACUAUUGUGCAAAAUUUUAUAGAUUGCUUGUGA
This is a messenger RNA of Coccomyxa subellipsoidea C-169, 615 nucleotides long. Its product is annotated as anthranilate synthase beta subunit. Gene Ontology annotation, cellular component: cytosol. The transcript has 5 exons. Lineage: Eukaryota; Viridiplantae; Chlorophyta; Trebouxiophyceae; Coccomyxaceae. Gene Ontology annotation, biological process: L-tryptophan biosynthetic process. The record is from RefSeq and is a predicted model, not a curated record. The coding region runs from base 1 to 615 and encodes 204 amino acids.